Prorocentrum cordatum is the source of this 679-nucleotide messenger RNA. The record is from the annotation of a GenBank genome assembly. Lineage: Eukaryota; Dinophyceae; Prorocentrales; Prorocentraceae.
GCCUUAUAGCCUUUUAUCCCUACAGCCCUACAGCCCUAUAGCCCUAUAACCCUACAGCCCUACGCUUCGGACGAGGCCCAGCCCGCGCGGGGGGGGCGGCCUGUCCGCCUGGCGAGCCCCUGCCGCGUUGAAUCUGACCAGGGCCCGAGGAUGGACCAGCCCCGGGGGAGGCUUGGAGCCUGGGCGCAGGCCUUCUGCGCAGGAGCUCCUGACGAGCCGCCCGACGCGCCCCCCGGGCAAUGGCUGGGGAGCUCCCGCUCGGAAGCCAGGGUGCUCUCGCAGCACCUUGGCUGCGCCCGGACGCUGCUGGAGGACCGUCCGAGCGCGGCGAGGGGGCGCCCGGCUACCUCGCGCGGACACUUCUCCGCCUCUUGGUCUACGCGGCCCGCUGCUUUAUCCCCUGCUGGGUAUGCUUGGCCUGGGGGCGUGUCCAGCAGGACCCCUGCGCGGCGCCUCGCGAGGGGGGGGGCUCCUCCCGCGGCAUCUUCGCGGAGGCGGGGUUCCCCAUCAGGAUGUUCAUCCGGGUCGCCCAGGGGAUGGCCGCCUGCACCUGGGGAGGGAGGGAUCUGUAGCGGAUGGCCCUUGGUGUGCCGACUUCCCCCAAACCGCCCGUGGGGGGUUGGGCCAGCGCGCCAUGAACGUGAACCCAGCCCACCAGGAGAAGACCAAACGAAAUCUG